ACCAACCCUAACAAGGAAUCAUACUACUAGACCAUCAAGCCUAUGCACGUGGUUGAGAGAUGCCAUACAAAGGAAGACUGUCUGCAGGAAUACCAAGAAUCAACAUCUCUUCCUCUCUUACGAUCUGGAUCCUGGCGGGCCAUGACAUCCACUGUACAGUCGGCGCAGGCCGAUGUCUUGUCGCAGAUUUUCCAAGGACUGAAGAAUAAGAGUCAUGAAGUACGACUGGAGUCUUCUGUCAACUUGCGUCGAUAUGUUGCCACUACUGUUGCCGAAAUGACACCUGAUGCUGCAGCCAAGCUAUGGGACGACAACAUCAAUCGAAGGCUUUUCGAUCUCAUGCAUAGCCAGAAUACAACGGAAAAUUUUGGUGGACUCUUGGCUAUAGAUCAUCUCCUUGAAAUUACUAGUGGGGAAACCAUUGAGUCCAAGCGCAACUUAUUUCGAUUCUACAACUAUGUCAAGCAUCUCCUUCCCCACUCAGACGUCAACCUCAUGUUAGUGGCGUCCAAGACCCUAGGACAGAUAGCACACAUUGGCGGUUCUGCUUUUGGAGACCGGUUUAUGGAUUAUGAAGUUCCCGCUGCAAUCGAACUGAUGCAGCCGGAGAAACAGGAAUCACCUCGAUACGCCGGCGUCUUAAUCUUGAAGGAGCUCGCUCGAAACAGCCCCGGAUAUUUCCAUUCUCACAUAAGCCUUGUGUUUGAAAACAUAGUCGUCGCUCUGCGAGAUCAGCGCGUUAAUGUCAGGGAGGGCGCUGCAGAACUGCUGGCAGCUUGCUUAGAAAUUGUCGUACAGCGGGAGCGUCAAAGUCGGAACACCUAUCUGAACGGAAUUUUAACGGAGGCUCAGGCAGGAUUGAGGAUGCCACAACCAGAGAUCAUACAUGGCUCGCUACUUACGUACAGAGAACUUCUUUUGCAUGCUGGGAUGUUUAUGAAGGAAACUUUUAUGGAUACGGCGGAGAAAAUUCUCCGAUUCCGAACCCAUCGAGACAGUCUCGUUCGCAAACAAGUUAUUGCGAUGAUACCAUCUCUAGCCGCCUAUGAUACGCAAACUUUCAAGGAUAAUUAUCUCCAUAAAUCCAUGAGUCAUCUUUUGACACAGCUCGAAAAGCCUCACGAAAGACAUUUUGCCUUCAUUGCUAUCGGACAUACGGCCACUGCCAUAGGUAGUGAUAUCAAACCGUUUUUGGACUCGAUCAUGAUGCAUAUCAAAGCUGGAUUACAGAAUAGAGGGAGGAAGAACACAACAUCAGAAGAACCUAUAUUCCAAUGCAUCGGUAUGCUUGCUGUGGCAGUGGGACCUCAUUUAACCAAGUUGCUGCACGACCAACUCGACCUUAUGUUUGCCGCCGGACUUAGCGAACCACUCUGUCAAGCGUUGGCAGCUAUAGUGCAUUACAUUUCUCCUCUUCUAAGCACUAUACAGGAUAAGCUAUUGGAUUUGUUGUCGAUGAUUCUCAGCGGACAGCCAUACAAACCUCUGGGUGCUCCGUCGACGCUGGCCAGAAAUGAAGUUUCUACCGUCAACAGAGAGCUAAAUGCACAGGCUGCUGCCAACGACAAGAGUCCGGAGAUAAUCACAUUGGCUCUCACGACACUCGGUUCUUUUGACUUCACAGGGCACUUGUUGAAUGAAUUCGUUCGUCAAUGUGCACUGCCGUAUCUUGAGGACGAUAAUGCGGACGUACGACGUGCCGCCGCUUUAACCUGCUGUCGUCUUUUCGUGAGGGACCCUAUUUGCUACCAGUCCAGUAGCCAUGCCAUCGAGAUUAUUAGCGACGUUUUAGACAAAUUAUUGACGGUAGGCAUAGCUGACCCAGACCCGUCAAUCAGGCAGACCGUACUUUCCUCACUCCACGAGCGCUUUGACAAACAUCUAGCCCAGGCAGAAAAUGUGCGGUCUUUGUUCAUAGCCCUAAACGAUGAAGAGUUCGAGAAUCGUAUAAUUGCGGUCUCGUUGAUCGGGCGACUCGCGAAGCACAACCCGGCUUAUGUGGUUCCCUCGCUGCGUAAAGCACUUAUUCAGCUCUUAACUGAGCUGGAAUACACGACUGUCGUUCGCAAUCGUGAGGAAUGUACUCGGCUGCUUUCGUUGCUGAUCAGCGCUACUCAGCGUCUUAUCAAACCCUACGCUAUACCCAUUCUAGUUGUCUUGUUGAAAAAAGCCAAUGACUCCAAUCCUGCGGCGGCAUCCAAUGUCUUGAUGUGCUUGGGCGAGCUUGCGUGCGUCGCGGGGGAGGAAACAAUGGACCAUAUUGGAGACAUCAUGGAGGUCUUGACGGCGAAGCUAUCUGACCCGUCACUUAUCGAACGAGACGCUGCUCUUCACACUCUCGGACAAGUCUGCUCUAGCACCGGCUACGUCAUUGACCCGCUUGUCGACUACCCGCAGUUACUUCCGCUUCUGGGGAAAAUUUUAAAGUCGGAAAGUUCACAGGCUGUCCGCCGGGAAGUGGUGAAAGUAUUGGGUAUUCUUGGAGCUGUUGAUCCGUACAGACGGAAGGAGCAGGGAAGUUCAGUUGAAGAUGCGUCUAGUGAAACGCUGAUCACCGCGGUCAAUCAAGUCCCCAUAAACCAAACUCCGACCAUGGUAACCGACGACUACUAUCAAAAUGUGGUCAUCAACGCGCUGUUGGCCAUUUUGAAGGACCAGUCUCUCAGUACACACCAUCAUACGGCGAUUGAAGCCGUCAUGUCCAUCUUCAAAACUCAGGGUCUGAAAUGCGCAUCUUUCUUGCCGCAGAUCAUCCCCGCGUUUGCGACGGUGACAAAACACUCCGCUGCUCGCCUACAAGAAUUCCACUUGCAACAGCUGACAAUUUUAGUUGGCAUCAUCAAGCAGCAUAUACGCAACUAUAUGCAGAUCAUCCUCAACCUCAUCAGAGAUAUAUGGGAGAACGCUGCACUUCAGCUUCCGAUAGUGUCCCUCAUCGAAGCCUUGAGCAAGGCAUUGAAUGCUGAGUUCAAACCGUUCUUACCUUCUGUACUUCCGCUGGUCCUAAAGGUGUUCGACGGAGAGCUUAACGAUAAGAGAACCAAUACUCAGAUGAAGAUCUUCGACGCCUUUCAGACUUUUGGUGCGAAUAUCGAGGAGUACCUCCAUCUCAUAAUCCCUCUCAUUGUUAAGUCUUACGACCGCCUGGAUGGAACAAUGCCCCUUCGUAAGAAAGCCAUCCAGACCAUCGAUGGUUUAUCAAAGCGUGUCAAUUUUUCCGACCACGCCUCGCGGAUAAUCCUCCCUCUAGUUCGCGUCUUGGAAGGCUCUCAGAAUGAGCUGCGGCUUGCGGUCAUGGAUACCUUAUGCUCACUUUGCAUUCAAUUGGGCUCAGAUUUUGCUAUCUUUGUACCUACCAUCAACAAGGCUCUCGUUCGAAAUCGUAUCCCACAUAUCAAGUACGAGAACUUGAUUACCAAACUUCUCAACGGUGAACAGCUGCCUCAGGAACCUGGAGUACUAGAAUUACUGUCAAUCGAGAACGCGAAGUCGGCCGAGUACUCUGUUCCUGCGGCUGAAGCUGCCAAGCUGACAGUAAACCAACAACAUUUGAAGACCGCUUGGGAUACUUCUCAAACCAGCACCCGGGACGAUUGGCUUGAUUGGAUUCACCGCCUCACCGUUGAACUCAUGAAGGAAUCCCCGUCGCAUGCUCUUCGUGCCUGUAUGAGUCUCGUCGAUAUUCAUACCCCUCUUGCUAAGGAAUUAUUCAACCCGGCAUUCCUAUCGUGCUGGGGAGAGCUCUAUGAUCAAUAUCAGGAGGAUCUCGUGCGAUCAGUCGAGACAGCUUUGACGUCAGGUACCGCGCCUUCUGAAUUGAUACACCGUUUACUCGGACUCGCAGAAUUUAUGGAACACGAAGAAAAGCCUUUGCCCAUAGAACACAAAAUUCUGGGGGAAUGCGCACUGAAGAACUUGGCUUACGCCAAGGCUCUCCACUACAAGGAGCUCGAAUUCUUUUCCGAAGCGUCGCCUGCUACUAUCGAGGCGCUUAUCUCUAUCAAUACUCGUCUUCAGCAACACGAUGCUGCUUGGGGGACGUUGGUCAUGGCUCAUGAGCAUUAUGAUGUUAGCAAACAAGAGGAAUGGUAUGAAAGGCUUGGAAGAUGGCAAGAGGCACUGGGUGUCUAUGAUCAGAAGGCAAAGCUGGAUCCUUCUUCCGCUGAUGUUCAGAUUGGUCGAAUGAAGUGUCUGCAUGCAUUGGGCGACUGGGAUCAGUUGGCGACCCAGGUCGACGAGAUUUGGGCCAAUGCCAGCGCCGAGGAUCGCCGUGAAAUUGCGCCCAUAGCUGCUGCUGCUGCAUGGUCCCUGAAUGAAUGGGAUUCCAUGGAGGAUUAUAUUGCUACCAUGAAGUCUGAUUCUACAGAUCGUGCCUUCUACCGUGCUAUCCUGUCUGUACAUCAGAACCAGUUCCCGAAAGCCUUGCUGCAUGUUGCCAAAGCUCGUGAUCUUCUAGAUCCCGAGUUGACCUCCUUUGUUGGCGAAGGCUAUGGUCGGUCUUACAAUGUUAUGGUUCGCGCUCAAAUGCUUUCCGAGUUGGAGGAGAUCAUCGCCUACAAACAGUAUGCCGAUCAGCCUGAGCGGCAACAAACUAUGCGUAAGACGUGGAUAAAACGGCUACAAGGAUGUCAACAUGACGUGGAGGUCUGGCAACGAAUACUUCAAGUCCGAACCUUAGUUCUGAAUCCUGAGGACGACCCUGUAAUGUGGAUCAAGUUUGCGAACUUAUGUCGCCAGCAGGAUCGUAUGGCCCUGGCUGAGAAGACGAUCAGUGCCUUGUUGGCGCCUCACGCUACUGACCUUCACAAUCCUCGUGAUCAGCGCAUGAAGGCCCCGCCCAACGUGAUAUAUGCUCAGCUCAAGUUCCUGUGGGCGGCUGGGUCCAAAGACAGCAGUCUCGCUUUCCUUCGUCAAUUCUCAAACAACCUCGCUCGCGACCUACAAGCCGAUGAUGGUCAUGCUCAUCCCUGGGUUACCAGGCAAAGGAAGAGUCAAUUGUCCAAACUACUUGCACGUUGCUAUUUCAAACAAGGCCAGUGGCAAAUGAAAUCAAGUGAUGACUGGGUUUCGAAUGAUGCACAAGGCAUACUAAAUUGCUAUGUUAGUGCUACAUACCACGAUCCAGAGUGGUAUAAAGCUUGGCACACCUGGGCCUUGGCUAACUUGGAUGUUGUUACUUACAUGGAAAGCAGACCAGAGUAUCGUUUUGUUGACCAACCCCCACCUGCGCUCGCGGUGCAUGCUGUCAAUGCAAUAGAAGGUCUUUUCCGAUCGGUCACUUUGCGUAACACGGAUGCUCUGCAGGACACACUACGCAUUUUGACGCUAUGGUUCAAGUUUGGUGGACACCCAGAUGUUGCUCAAGUCAUCGCAGUAGGAUUUGCCAAAGUUGGAGUGGACAAUUGGCUGGAAGUGAUUCCACAGAUCAUUGCCAGAAUUCAAACACCUCACACUACAAUCCGCCGCCACAUCCAAAACGUCCUUCUCAUUAUUGGAAGGCACCACCCACAGGCUAUGAUCAAUCCCUUGACCGUGGCUUCGAAGUCCUCAAGCAAGGCGCGAUCGGAGGGUGCGAUCGGGAUCUUGGAGCAUCUCAAAGACCGCCACCCUGUUAUCGUCGCACAGGCUGUACUUGUGAGCCACGAAAUCAUACGGGUGGCUAUCCUCUGGAAUGAGCUAUGGCAUGAGGGUCUAGAAGAAGCCUCCCGUAUCUAUUUCACGGAAAAAAAUCCCGAAGGCAUGAUUGCCGCAUUAGAGCCGCUGCACCAACUCAUGGAAGAACCCGGCCCAACAACUGCUAGAGAGAUCUCGUUCAUUCAGACUUUUGGCAAGGAUCUGAGGGGAGCGCGCGAAGCAUGUCAGAGGUACCGUCAAUAUGGCGAUACUAGUGAUUUGGAUAAAGCCUGGGACAUUUAUUAUGCCGUUUUCAAGAAGAUUGAGAAACAGCUUCCUCAAUUGACUAGUCUCGACUUGCAAUAUGUUUCACCGAUUCUAUUGAAUGUUCGUGAUCUUGAGCUAGUGGUGCCAGGUACUUAUCAAUCUGGCCGUGAGAUUAUCAAGAUCUCUAGUUUCUCUCCCAAAUUGCCUGUUAUUGCUUCCAAACAACGGCCACGGCGGCUCACUUUACGGGGUUCGGACGGUAGGGAUUAUCAAUAUGUUUUGAAAGGUCACGAAGAUCUUCGACAAGAUGAACGAGUCAUGCAGUUGUUCAGUCUUGUCAACACGCUGUUAUCUGUGGAUACCAACAGCUAUAUGCGGCGUCUACAUAUCCAACGUUUCCCGGUCAUCCCUCUGGCACCUAACGCUGGUUUAUUGGGAUGGGUCCAAGGCAGCGACACUUUCCAUGUCCUUGUGCGCGAUUAUCGAGACUCUAGGAAAGUCCUUUUGAACAUUGAGUAUCGGUUGAUGCUACAGAUGGCGCCUGACUACGAAAAUCUCACACUUCUCCAGAAAGUGGAAGUCUUCGAGUAUGCGCUCGAAAACACAACCGGUCAGGACCUUUACAGAGUCUUAUGGCUGAAGAGUCGUGACUCGGAGCAUUGGUUGGAACGACGAGCUACCUACACCCGUUCACUGGCUGUCAAUUGUAUGGUUGGACACAUCCUGGGACUUGGGGAUCGACAUCCGUCAAACUUGCUACUCGAAAGAGACACCGGAAAAGUUGUCCACAUUGAUUUCGGUGACUGUUUCGAAGUUGCUAUGCAUCGCGAGAAAUUCCCAGAGAAAGUACCUUUCCGACUGACUAGAAUGCUUACACAUGCCAUGGAGGUGAGUGGCAUCGAGGGGAGCUUCAGAAACACUUGCGAAAUAGCUAUGCAAGUUCUGCGCGACAACAAGGAUUCAUUGAUGGCUGUCCUUGAGGCUUUCGUCUAUGACCCUCUCAUCAAUUGGCGUCUCAUGCAAGCGGAUGAUGUCAGAGGGCCACAAGAUGCUUCAAACGACAGCGAUCGUGCCGCCGAACUCGUCCAGUUGGCACAUACUACCGCGUAUGCUCAAGGUCCUAAGAGGAAGCUGAAGGCGGACGAGAAUGACAUAUUCAGUGACGGGCUUCUUGGCGUUCAGGAAGUUCGAAAUGAACGUGCACUGUUUGUAUACAAUCGUGUCCAAAACAAGUUGACAGGACGAGAUUUCAAUCCCGAUGUUUCCCUUUCGGCCAUUGAUCAAGUCGAUAAAUUGAUCAAGCAGGCUACAUCUUUGGAAAAUCUGUGUCAGCUCUUCUCAGGAUGGUGUGCUUUCUGGUAGCGUCGGUACUGAUUCAACGGACAUUUGUCAUCUACAGCCCUAUAUCCUAAUUGCCCUGUAACUUAUCCAUCUGUCGCAUAAUGUACUCUGUAGUCUCAUCGGUCUUUUCUACAACAAUUUGUAUAUCUUUGCACUACAAGUUCUACCUAUUGAGCCGUUGGACCUAGGAAGUAUCUCGCUUGGAAUUUGUAACGAUUGGCGGACAUCAGCAAACGAGCUAGGCUGGAGGGGUGAGUAAAUAGUUUAAAAGUUGAGAUCACAUCAAACAAGCCACCGUAGGAGGCAGAAUGGAGUAUCUUCUUCCUAACGAGACAUUGGUCACGAAAAGAGG
Messenger RNA from Desarmillaria tabescens, 7573 nucleotides. RefSeq names its product phosphatidylinositol 3-kinase. The transcript has 34 exons. Gene Ontology annotation, molecular function: protein serine/threonine kinase activity; protein-containing complex binding; protein binding. Bases 340 to 7242 code for a protein of 2300 amino acids. The record is from RefSeq and is a predicted model, not a curated record. Gene Ontology annotation, cellular component: nucleus; TORC1 complex; TORC2 complex. Gene Ontology annotation, biological process: negative regulation of macroautophagy; TOR signaling; protein phosphorylation. NCBI's taxonomy places the organism in Eukaryota, Fungi, Basidiomycota, Agaricomycetes, Agaricales, Physalacriaceae.